Molecule: messenger RNA, 4975 nt
Organism: Kickxella alabastrina
Lineage: Eukaryota; Fungi; Kickxellomycota; Kickxellomycetes; Kickxellales; Kickxellaceae
Exons: 3
Coding region: 110-4795 (1561 amino acids)
Cellular component (GO): nucleus
Molecular function (GO): methyltransferase activity; chromatin binding
Source: RefSeq, a predicted model, not a curated record
AUUUUUUUCCGCCAGGGGGGUUUUUUUUUUCAUUUUUCAUUUUUCAGUCUUUAUUCUCAAUUUUACAAUUUAGCAGCACCCCGACUGAAAAAAACGCUUCGGACUAGCCAUGGACACCAGUGACUUUGAGACCCCAGAGCCGGUUCUCAAGCGAAAACCCCCGGUAAAAAUUGGACCUUGCAGCAAAGUUAGCCGCACUAACGCCUACGCGCCUGACGACGAGAUUGGAUUUGUCGCCAAUGGCAAAGGAAGCAAAGCCAGCGAAAACGUAUCGCCAAGGACCUCGGCAAACACUACGAGAAUCAGCAGCGACGAGUCCACCGUCCUUGAAGUCGACGGGAGCGAUGAUGAUGAGGAUGAAAUCACCUGGGGAACAGAGAAACUGAAGGCAGCAUUGCUGAAGGUGCCGCGUUUUUCAUCUGUUGUGGCGUUGCCAGCUAUGUCGAGCAGAAGGCGCGUGUCGGCAGUAUCGGCAAGUAAGGCACAAAUGGUGAAGCCAGCGGCCAGACCAAAGAUGACGAGGUACACAAUCCAGGCAGGCGAACAGGAGGAGGACGAUACGCUGGAGGUUAUGAAUGAGAGCACGUUUAAUGACGGCGAGGGGUCUGCCAACGACCUUCCGUGCCGGUCCCUGGACAACUUUGUUAUUUUCAACAAGAUGGACAACAACGCUCUUAUCGAGAUCUCAGAGCUUUACGAGGACAACAUUGACCUUUCGAUUUCCGGCAACGUCGUGCCGCUUGAAAUGGGCGAGGUCGACAUCUACUGCAACUACAACUAUGGCGACGAGGAUGGUGAGGAUGACGACGAGGAAGUUGAUAGCAAUGCCAAUGGCAAUGUUAGCCGCCAACGCGGGAAAACUGCUGCUCCUUCAAAUGGCGCAAACACAAAUCGCGCCGGCCGUGCCAACGGAAGCAGCGGCUUUACUCAGCGCAUCUACCUGUCUGCAAUCGUAAGCUACGAGGCGUAUCUUACGUCAAGUGGAGAAACAGAGGUUUGGGCGCGCACCACGUUUGGCUGGUACAAACUGCUUAGCCCACAUCCAGAUUACGCCCACGCCUACGCACCAUUCUACAAGUCCAUAUACAUGGCGCACCAGGCGCUAUUCCUGGCGAAGACAGAGCCCCGGCUUUCACUCUCCAACUUUAUUGUUAGAAUGCGGCAGAGCCCCUGCGACAUCAUCGCAUGCUUGUCGCCUAUAACGGAAGGCGAGUUCCGCAAAUACCGCGACGACAUAAUACUCGAGAUCAACGCCUGCGCAGAGGCCUCCGACAUGGAGAAUCUGCUAGACACGCAACUUAUCCGUACAAUAUGCCGCGAGCCCAUUAAAAACGAGUCCUCAAAACGCGAGUUCAGAACCACGACCACCACUGUGACUCCGAUUAGCAGGCCAGCCCCAGCACCUAGAAACAGAAACCCGCGCGCGCCUGUUAACAUUAGCAGCAAAACGGCGACCAAGGAGAACCCUGCGUGCGUCACAACGCUGGUCGCAUCCAUUGCCAAGGGGCUGUAUGCCCAGCACCUGGUAAACGUGAGUCAUUUUGCGACGGGCCCUGCGUCAAGAGCCACUGCAGCUGCAUCCAGUUCCGGCGCUGACCCCGAUUCCGAGACCAACACUGCUGACGACGAGGGCGGGGCAGCCACCAAGGGCCCAAAGUCCAAGUUCGACUGGCAGAAGAAGCACGCCUCCAAAAAGAAGAUCAAUAAGGCUCAGGCGGAGAAGGACCUGGGCAAGGUAUCGGUGCCCGAUUUGCGGAACGGGGGCAUUGACCUAUGCUAUUUUAAGGGCAGCAAGGUAGAGGGCUAUUAUGAUUCACGGCUCCCGCGGAUCGAUGAUGACAAGCGCCAUUACAGUGAGGUCCUGGUGACACCCAAGCCUGAUGCCAACAAUGCGACCGGGGAGACGGAGCCGGUGUCCAUCAAGGUCGGCGACACAGUUCUUGUUUCGGUCAUGCGGCCGACAGCUGACCACGCGCUCGAGACCAUCUGGGAGUCGGAGGCCACUGACGACAAUCUUGACGCCCUGCAGAACUCCACCACCGUGUCUGGGCCGUUUGUGCGGGUGUUCCAGAUCACCAUGAUCAUGUACUCGACCGGCAGCCGCUGCUGGAUGUUCCAUGGGCGGAUGUUGCUUCCCGGGCGCGACACGAUACUUCAAGAGGUUGCGCUGCCCAACGAAUGGUUCCUGGUGGACCAGUGUCACACACUUUCGCUCCUCGCCAGCCUGUGCGGCAAGAUCAACAUCCCAUUCAUUCCGACUAAGCAGGAGCUGGAUACGUUCGACAUGGUGUCCGAGAAGAAGAUGUUCUGCCGCUUCUGGUACGACACGGCAUCAGCGAUGUUCGAGGAUGUCAACCUGCACGCGCAGGCGAUCGGCAAGAGCAUCCCAAUGUGGUGCCCGUCGUGCCGGUACAAGCAGACGAGCGAGGAGAUCAAGAUUGGUCGCGCGAUUGUCGGCUCGAAGAUGGUCCCUAGGCUGAGCCAGUCUCAGGGCUCAUUGCAGAGCGUGAACUGCCCCGAGUAUGUGCAGACUGCGACCGUCAAUGGAAUCGAGUACCAUGUCAACGACGUUGUGUACUAUCCGUCCCAGCACCAGGACCAGCCCUUUGAGAUUGGGUACAUCAACAAGUUCUUUGACAAGCUGGCGUUCAUCAACAAGGUCAAGGGCACCACGCGCACGUUGAGCGCCGAGAUCCAGAUUUUGAAGCGCAUGGUCGUGUUGCCUGUAGAGAAGCGCCCCGCUGGCCAGUGUGAGUACAACGACGGGCGGGAGCUCUACUGGACGCCACAGGCCAAGGACAUUGACGUGUCGACGUUUCGCGGCAAGUGCUGGGUGGUGCAUCCGGAGGAGGUCGACGGCAGCCUGAACUUGUACAAGGAUAACGACGUCAACGCGUUCUAUGCCCGCUACGAGUCGACCAAGCUUUGGCCCGACAAGCAGGCCCACUGGGUGGAGCUCAAGCCGUUCAGCGAAGCGCCAGAGGCAGACAGCGACGCGGAUGGCGAGGAGGAGGACGAGCGCAUGCCGGCGGCUCCCUGCUGCAGGAUCUGCAGGCGCCAGCGCGAGUGGCGCACGCGGUUGAUGGCGACCUUUAUCCAUGGCGCUACCAAGCCUGUUUCCGCGCACAGCCGGGCGGACGCGCCAAGAGCCAGCUUCAUGCGCGGCCGGCAUCCCCUGCGCGCUCUCGAUCUGUUCUCAGGCUGCGGCGGUCUGACCCAGGGCAUGGACCAGUCGGGGAUUGUCAAGACCAUGUGGUCAGUCGAGUUCAUGGAGUCUGCCGGUGUCACGUUUGCCAAGAACCACCCGAAGGCGCAGGUCUACAACCAGUGCUCCAACCUGCUGCUGGACUCGGCCAUCAAGGCGCACCAGGGCAUUCCGGUCGAGCCGCUGAUCAACAAGUUUGACGGUAGGCAGCUGCCGCCAAUGCCGCAGCCGGGCGACGUCGACUUUAUCUACUGUGGGCCGCCAUGCCAGGGCUUUUCGCGCUGCAACCGGUUCCUCAAGGCCGACGACAUCAAGACGUCGCUCAUCGCCAACGCGCUGUCCUACGUGGACUUUUACCGGCCGUCGUAUUUCCUUCUGGAGAAUGUCCGCGGCCUGCUCAACUACAGACUAGGUGGUGUGCAAAUUGGCAAGGGCCGGAUUGGUGGUGGCAUUGAGAUGGGCGUGCUAAAGUUCAUCCUGCGCACGCUGACCAACAUGGGUUACCAGACGCGCUUCUUUGUGCUGCAGGCGGGCAACUACAACCUGGCGCAGUCCCGUCGGCGGCUGUUUGUCUGGGGUUGCAAGCGCGGAUGCCGGCUUCCCGAAGUGCCGCGUCCGAUCAGUACUUUUGCAAAGUCCAACCAGACCAACAUCAACUUUCCGAACGGCACCGUGUACGCGCCCUUUGCGCAUCUCAAUGGCAAUGCCCCGCACCACGCGGUUACCGUUGGGGAUGCGAUCGGCGAUUUGCCAAAGUUUGAAUUCAUCAACCCGGCGAUCCACUAUCCGGACCCAGAGCCUGUGCGCAACAGCGAGUGGCCGCAGUACCAUACCGUGUAUGGGAGUGCUCCGGGGCUGGAUCCCAAGCUGGCCAACCUCUCGUUUGUCGGGCUUAUGGAGAUGCAGUACUCGCAGGCUCCCAUGAGUGAGUUUCAGCGGCUGCGCCGGCGCCGGGAACAGAUCUGCAUUCCCGGGGUCAAGGGCGACUACGACGAGCUGGUGGACACGCUGUAUAACCAUGUUUGCCGCAAGUUUAAGGCUGACAAUGUCGAGCGUAUCUGCAGGGUUACGAUGGAACCCGGCAUGGACCAUAGUUCGCUUCCUCUGACGCUCCGGCCCUGGUGCUUGUCGUCGGAGGAGAGCGCGGCGUCGCGGAACAACGGCUGGAAGGGGCUUUUCGGCCGCAUAGAUCCUAAGCAGUACUUUGGCACGGCGCUGACGGAGAUGGAGCCGAUGGGAAAGAGUGGCACGGUUCUGCUGCAUGACCAGCGCCGGUUGUUUACUGUCCGCGAGUGCGCGCGUGCGCAGGGUUUCCCCGAUACGUUCAGGCUGUAUAAUUUCAACGAGAAGUGCGUCAAGGAUAUGUACAGGCAGGUGGGCAAUGCGGUUCCGCCGCCGCUGGCGUAUGCGCUGUCGCUGGAACUGCGCGACGCCCUGUUUAGGGACUUUAUAGACAACGCGCCGGAUGAGACGCUAUACCCUGUGGAUGACGAGGCGGGCCGCAACUGCGAGGACGACAUUUUAGGCGACAUUUACGUUGACCUGUCGAGAAAGUCGAGCAAGCGGGAGAACAUGGAGAUGGACGAGUAAUUGUCGAGAUGAGGCCAGUAGUAGUAUUGGUAUACGUUAUUUUAUUUUGAAUCAUUUAUGGUUGGAAAUCCCCACUCAGUGCAUAAAAUAACAGAAUAUCAACCAUGAGUGUUAGCUAUCUCAAUUAUUACGUGAGACACCACCAGUAAUUCAUCUAUAAAACAAUUAUUAAACUUUUUA